Molecule: messenger RNA, 843 nt
Organism: Adineta ricciae
Lineage: Eukaryota; Metazoa; Rotifera; Eurotatoria; Adinetida; Adinetidae
Source: the annotation of a GenBank genome assembly
AUGGUUAAAAAAAUGAGCCCAAAUUGUUUCGAUAUGAUCUCUUCAUCGGCCACUCAAUCAUCAAUAACAAUCUCAUCAUCAGGUUCAUCUGGUCCACUUGUGCCAUCAUCAUUAUCAUCAUCGUCAUCGACAAAUCCACAACAUGCAGGCGGUCAUAUCACAUCAGUGAUCAUCGGUGAUAGCGGUAUCGGUAAAUCGGCUCUAGUUGUUAGUUACACAACCAAUGGCUUUCCAAAACAAUACGUACCUACGGCGUUUGAUAACUACUCAGUUGAUGUUUCUGUCGGCACUCAACCUGUUCAUUUCGACAUUUGCGACACUGGCGGAAAAGAACAAUUCUCUCCUUUACACAGUCUUUGCAUCCCAUACAGUGACAUUAUCUUGCUUUGCUUCAGUGUUGUUAAUCCUCAGUCAUUUCAAAAUGCCAUCACUUAUUGGCUGUCACGUGCGCGUCGUUCCAAUGCAACAAUUCCUAUUAUUCUCGUUGGUACACAAAUGGAUUUACGGUCGGAUUUGAAAACUUUACUUUCACUUGAUCAACAAAAAUUGAAACCGGUGACAGAAAAGGAAGCACGCAUGUGCGCACAGCAAAUUCACGCAUGCACCUACAUUGAAUGUUCGGCAUUGACAGAGAAAAAUCUGAAACAUGUGUUCGAUACAGCUCUUUUAACCGCACUUGAAUUUCGUAAUGCAAAUGCUUUAUUACCACUUCCAUCAACAUCGAUUAUACCCUUGAUUGAACAACAAAAUCAAACAACGAAUAAUAAACAACGAUCGACACGGCAACAUUCACAUGCAGCGAAAACUUGGAGAAGAUUAGUAUCGGGUUGUAUUGGUGUUUGA